CUGCUGGAUAUUUGAUUGCCGAACCGAACACUGCAAAAUGACAAAAGUUACUGAGGGAGAAAUUUCAGGCGGCGGCCAAGAUGUCGGGAAAUCUAAUCUGGAUUUUCCUAUACUGGCCAAAGGAUAUGUACGUCAGGACUCGGUUAACGAUUUUGUGGCCAGCUAUUCGGAGGGAGAGUUUAUAGCUCUCAGUGGCUCCAAGACGGAAGUGGUCACCUUGGAGUUGAGCAGCAAAUUCGUGGCCCUGGAUCCUUUUCCAUAUUUGGUAGCCUAUUUGGAAUGCAACGCUUCGGAACCGCGACCCUUAGAUGUUUUGGCUAGUCAAGUGAAUCUGGAGGCCAUAUACGACACCUGUGAUGUCCUGGAGGCGCAACAUUUGGCCUUGGAACCAGCUUACACGGCUGUUUGCUCCGUUUCUGUGCCAGCAACGAGAUUAGUAGCUGUCAAGCGGUCACCCAAGUUACUACCAAAUGGAAAUCUUCUUCUGGGCUCCCUUAACUCCUAUGGAUUUUUUACCUUAAUGAGCAAACCCGCGGAGUACAACCGAUGGAGCCGACUGGAGGAGCUCAAUGUGUCGGUAGUCUUAAGGGACACCCUGCUACCCGAACAAGACAUUUCCAACAUAACAAGCUUUAAGAAGUAUCAGGCAUUCAUUAAUCGCGCCUGGAUCACGAUGUUUGCUUGGUUACCAGAUAAUUCUGAGACGAAUGGUCAUCAUAUUCUGGUCUUGGCAACCGCUUCUGGGAGUUUGUGGACUCUCAACCUAAGUGCCGAUGCGAAAACAAUCCUGAGUCACCAAGAAGUAUGCACCUCACUUGGUCGCAUUUGCUAUAUUGACGCUUUCAAGGACCUUCUACUCCUAGGCGAUAUCAAUGGUCUCAUCCAUCUGUACAAAUUCGUGCCACAGGAGAUCCCCAAUUUUGUCUUGACAAAGGCUUUGUGGGAAAAAGCUGAUCGCAUGGGUCUGCAAAAUGCACUGAUUACGGAGUGUCCCGUCAAGAAUUGCUACUACAUAACCUGCUCCAAGGCGUCGCAUGUGCUGACCUGGUGCAUGCCAAGAUCGGAGGAGAAGCAGUGGCUGGCGACACGACUCUACGUCGGCGGGAUGAAGAUCACCGGUCUGUGCAGCCUGGGCAAUAAUAGCUUUGCAGUGGGGAGCGCAGGCAGUCAUUUGCAUCGGAUUCAAAUCUUCCAUGAGGACAACCAACUCCGACUGCAGAUGCAAUCAAUACCCAUGGCUGUGCUGCAGGACUUCCCGGUAAUGGGACUCUGCACCAGUAGGCACAAGAAUCUAAUGACCAUGUUUGUCUACCGCAACAAGGAAUUUAUAAAUCAAAACGUGGCCCAAAGGAAACAUAUGGACAUUCAAGUGGUCAAGGUACGGAAUGAGGAUGCUCUUGCUCAGCUUAUUAGCCAUUUGGAAGUUGAUAAACCCAUCAAUUACCACACCGAUUUCUUAGCCGAACUUCGACUUGACGUAUUUGUCGAGGCGAAUUGGCAAAGAUAUAUAGACUUUAGUCCAUUGAAUAGCUUUACAUUUUCGGAGCCUGCCACGGAAACGCAGCUGCAGCAGCUGCAAGUUAAAUUCCACGUCCUGCAAUCCGUUCUUCGCCUGCAAACGAGUCUGCUCCAACUGACGGUACAUGUAAAAAAGUCUCAGGAUGAAAUGAAGCUACUCCUGGCGAUGCUAUCCAUUACACACAUAAGACUAAGACUCCAAUUUAUUGGUACGCUGAGUCAACGAACAACAUUCCAGCAGCAGACAACAAAGUGCAUGUUUGAGGAGUCUCGACGAAUGAUGAACAAACUAAAGUCUGACUUCUCGGAGGAGCAUCCUCUGGGAUCUACCACAAAGGCCUUUGUUGAAGAAAUAGGAAAACAACUUAAGGUAUUGCAUAACAAUCUGGGCAAUCCUGUGAUUGGAGAUCCCUUGGAGAAACCACUGUUGCGCUGCAGUGUGUCGUUUGUGGAGAUUUCCCCCAGCUUGGACCGUCGCUACUGCAGCAUCUGCGAACGCUCGAUCCUUUUCGAGCUGGAGAAUCUGCAGGAACUCUACGAUCUUGGUAGGAUACUAACGUGCCCCAUCUGCCAUGGAAGCUUUGCCGUGGAAAUGUUAACUGCAUAA
This is a messenger RNA of Drosophila rhopaloa, 2125 nucleotides long. RefSeq lists its product as uncharacterized. Bases 38 to 2125 code for a protein of 695 amino acids. The record is from RefSeq and is a predicted model, not a curated record. Gene Ontology annotation, molecular function: protein binding. Lineage: Eukaryota; Metazoa; Arthropoda; Insecta; Diptera; Drosophilidae. The transcript is spliced from 3 exons.